Galendromus occidentalis (western predatory mite) is the source of this 2569-nucleotide messenger RNA. RefSeq lists its product as uncharacterized. Gene Ontology annotation, biological process: monocarboxylic acid transport; transmembrane transport. Gene Ontology annotation, molecular function: monocarboxylic acid transmembrane transporter activity. The record is from RefSeq and is a predicted model, not a curated record. NCBI's taxonomy places the organism in Eukaryota, Metazoa, Arthropoda, Arachnida, Mesostigmata, Phytoseiidae. The transcript has 10 exons. The coding region runs from base 1 to 2457 and encodes 818 amino acids.
AUGGCACCUCGACCGGAGCAUCCGGAAGCAGCUCCGACACCGGUGCGGACCCCGGUUGAGCGUGAUUGUGUCACGAAGCAGACGGAGGGUACCGAAGAAAUUUCAUCGCCGAACCUGGACAUCACUGAGAACGACAUUGGUCGCGGCGAGGAGCUCCCCCUGCGGCCGAGCUCUGACGCGAAAUUAGCCCGGAGCGUCAGUAAUCGGACCGCGCGUCCCCAGAGAUUCUUUCGGGCUCCCCCGCCAGAUGGAGGAUGGGGCUGGAUGGUGCUGCUCGGAGUCGUUAUAGGGAACAUAUUGAUAAUUGGUCACGCAAAGACCUUCGGCGUUUAUAUCACGACUCUCAUUGAACGAUUCGAUGAAAAACCGUCUACAGUGGCAUGGAUCCAAUCGAUUCAGUUCUCGUUCUUCCUCGGCUUCGCUCCGAUUGCCUCGAUGCUCGCCGAACGAUUCUCGCCAAGGACCGUUACCUUGGUCGGUGCAGUCAUCGCGUGUUCGGGAAUGGCGCUGAGUUCCAGGGCCAAGUCCAUAGUCCAUCUGUACUUUUCUUACGGAGUAAUGAUGGGUCUUGCGGCCGUAUUCACCUUCACGCCGGGCGUCAUCAUGAUUGCCAAGUACUUCGACAGGCGUCGAGGGCUGGCCAAUGGUCUCGGGAUGGCUGGCAACUCUCUCGGCGGUAUAUUCAUGCCGAUACUCGCCGAUUUCCUGAUUUCGGAAUAUUCUCUACACGGAGGCUUCCUCAUCAUGGGCGGCAUCUUAUUGAACGCUGCCGUUGGGGCUAUGCUAUGGCGUCCCGUGGAAACGGUCAACAACGUUCGAGGGAGAACGUCCUCCGCCACCGCGAAAACUGUCCCUAUCCCAACCUUGAGCGCUCAAGCCUCUACAGCGAACGAAAAAGUUUCAGCACCUCUGAUACAAGACAACGUCACCGCUACGGACGACAAACUCGAAGCGGUCGCAAUCCUCCCAGACGAAGUGCCAUCCGAAGUCUUUCAGCCGCCUAAGGAUUUGAUCAUCCUGGACAACGCAGAUAACUCGUUGUCUUCCGGCGCGAAUGCGGUGAGCAACAUCAGCUGUCCAUUGCCUCUACCAUCCUUAUGCUCGACGAGCGUACCCGACAUAAGCGCUCCGACAGCAGCGUCAGCGGUGAGGGACGUGCCAGCGAACUUUGAGGUGCAGUCUCAGCCGUCCGCGAGCCCGCCCCCUCUUCAAGUGAACGGCGGCAGCCAGCGCAAAAACCGCGACAAAGUAGAUCGAUCAUUGGAAACACAACAAAGUCUCGAUCAUCAAUCAAUUUUCUCGCAAAGCACGGCCUCCCUGUCAUCAUUCGUCUUCUUGUCGACAUUCCACUUGGGACCGUCUUUCGGAACGGUGGAAGACAUAACUAACCUCCGGUAUGAUGACGAUGAGGAGGGUGCCAUCGAAGACGAGGGGGAUGACCAAGAAGAUGAGCUAAACAACCUCGACGACGACUCUGAAGACGAAGACGACGAUUACGACGUGUAUGAAACAGUUCGAGCGAGAAGCGAUCUCAAGGUGGACAUCGCUGGCCUCCUUGCCGCCGGGAGCUCGGCGAACGAAACCACCUCGGCUCCGAAUCCAGCACUGAGAGAAUUCGGGGUUGUCCUCCAUCCAAAGAAAGCGAUAACGCCAGACCCUUCAACUGAUAUAUCUGCCCUGAAGGACACGACCCCACAAGCAGUCGAUGUGCCCCGGUCUCGCGCGUCCGGUAGGCAGCGGAAAUCUGUUGCCGAGAAGCCCACGAAGCCGCAAGUGGCAUCUGCGCGAAGACGCACUGUCCCUGCGAAGCCCCUCAAGCCGACUCCUCGGCAGCGGAAUAAGUACUUCGACUUCUCGUUUUUCCGCCUACACGUGUUCUACGUUAUGAUGGUGCCACUGUUUCUGCACAGCAUAGGAUAUACUACCAUACAAAUGUACACCCCGAUGUACGCUCGUUCUCUGGGCUUUUCUACCUCAGAUUCUGCCCGAUGUCUUUCAUUCUUGGCCUUCGCUGACGUCUUGGGACGUAUCGGCUGUGCCUGGCUGUCUGACCUCCAGCUGUGUAAGCGGAAGUAUUUUUACAUGACAGGCAUGUUACUCUCGGGGAUGGUGGCCUACUGUAUGCCGUUCGCGAAGACGUACUUGCAACUUCUCAUUUGUACCAGUGGAUUUGGUUUGGCAUCGGGUGCAUACAUUGGCCUGACUGUGGCCCUGUUCGCCGAUGCCUUCGGCAACGAUAAAGUGGCAAAAGCACAUUCCAUGGCAACGAUGUGCACCGGCAUCGCAGGAUUGUCCGGAGGACCCUUCAUUGGAUACGUUCUCGAGAAAACAAGGAGCUUCGUCAUCUGCUACUCGAUUUUAGGGAGCUGCCAGAUACUCGGUGGCUUGGUUUAUUUCUUGGAGCCAUGGGCGGCACAGACAGAUACGAAGAAAAUCAGAGCCCAACAAUGGGUGUGAGAUGUUAACGCGUUGUGCAUUCAGUCUGUGAAAUAAUACUCCCAGGCUAUUCAUUACACAUAUGCAUUUGUUAGCGUCGCAACUCGAACCCUAACCUCCCUCCGGAAAGUUU